Komagataella phaffii GS115 is the source of this 792-nucleotide messenger RNA. RefSeq names its product Phosphoribosyl-5-amino-1-phosphoribosyl-4-imidazolecarboxiamide isomerase. The transcript has a single exon. Gene Ontology annotation, biological process: L-histidine biosynthetic process; L-tryptophan biosynthetic process. Bases 1 to 792 code for a protein of 263 amino acids. NCBI's taxonomy places the organism in Eukaryota, Fungi, Ascomycota, Pichiomycetes, Pichiales, Pichiaceae. The record is from RefSeq and is a predicted model, not a curated record. Gene Ontology annotation, molecular function: 1-(5-phosphoribosyl)-5-[(5-phosphoribosylamino)methylideneamino]imidazole-4-carboxamide isomerase activity. Gene Ontology annotation, cellular component: cytoplasm.
AUGACUGUCUUCAGAGGUUGCAUCGAUAUCCAUUCCGGCAAAGUCAAACAGAUUGUAGGCGGCAAGCUGGUGAAGGAUGACACUGAAUCUGAUGAAGUAGAAACAAAUUUUGUCAGUGAACAGCCCUCGUCCUAUUAUGCACAGUUAUAUAAGCAGAACCAGGUUCAUGGAACACAUGUCAUCAAAUUGGGCUCUUUAAAGGCUAAUGACGACGCUGCAAGAGAAGCUCUGGGUGCGUGGAGAGGGGGUUUGCAGAUUGGCGGUGGAAUAACGGAUUCCAAUGCUCAAGAAUGGAUAGAUCAAGGUGCAUCGCAUGUCAUAGUCACUUCAUGGUUAUUCCCUGAGGGUCAGUUUUCUAUAGAAAGACUUCAACACCUGUCCAGCCUUAUUGGAAAAGAGAAACUGGUAGUGGACUUGAGUUGUCGUAGACAAGAGAUAGAUGGAAGUCCCCAAUGGGUGGUUGCUAUGAACAAAUGGCAAACAUUGACCUCAUCCGUGCUAGAUAGAGAGUUUUUCCAACUGCUGUCCCAGUAUUGCGAUGAGUUCUUAGUGCAUGCUGCAGAUGUGGAGGGACUUUGUCAAGGAAUUGACCAAGAGCUGGUACGGAAAUUAAGUGAAUGGAGUGAUCUUCCAGUUACAUAUGCUGGUGGGGCUAGAAGUAUACAAGAUCUAGAAACUGUCAAACAUUUAAGCAACGGAAAGGUCGAUCUCACGUUUGGAAGUGCACUGAAUAUUUUUGGCGGAAACCUAGUAAAGUUUGAAGACUGUGUUAAGUGGAAUAAAACUCAGUAG